Silurus meridionalis is the source of this 949-nucleotide messenger RNA. RefSeq names its product chymotrypsin A-like. Gene Ontology annotation, biological process: proteolysis. The transcript is spliced from 7 exons. Bases 128 to 919 code for a protein of 263 amino acids. The record is from RefSeq and is a predicted model, not a curated record. Gene Ontology annotation, molecular function: serine-type endopeptidase activity. NCBI's taxonomy places the organism in Eukaryota, Metazoa, Chordata, Actinopteri, Siluriformes, Siluridae.
AAAAAAACUUUGCUUCCUUUACAAGCUGUACAUUAUCCCACAGGUUUGAGAUAAGAUAUCAUGUUUAGGGCCUGGUGCGAGGUACAUAAAAUGCCCUCAGACUGAAGCACACAGUGAAGCUAAAAUCAUGGCUCUCCUUAGAAUCCUCUCCUGCGUUGCUAUUGUCAGUGCUGCCUAUGGCUGUGGAGCUCCUGCUGUAACUCCAGUCAUCACUGGGUAUUCCAGGAUUGUAAAUGGUGAGGAGGCAGUUCCUCAUUCCUGGCCCUGGCAGGUGUCACUGCAGGACCAAACUGGUUUCCACUUUUGCGGUGGCUCCCUGAUCAAUGAAUGGUGGGUUGUGUCUGCUGCCCACUGCAAUGUGAUGACUUACCAUCGUGUGAUCCUAGGAGAGCAUGAUCGUUCUUCCAAUGCUGAGCCCAUCCAGACCAUAAGGAUUGCCAAGGUUUUUAAACACCAGCAGUACAACCCCAUGACCAUCAACAACGACAUCCUUCUCAUCAAGCUCGCUUCUCCUGCUCAGCUCAAUGCUCAUGUGUCUCCUGUGUGUGUGGCUGAGAGCAGUGACAACUUCCCUGGUGGCAUGCAGUGUGUGACUUCAGGAUGGGGUCUGACCAGAUACAACGCUCCCGACACCCCCGCUGUUCUUCAGCAGGCCUCUCUGCCCCUUCUGAUCAAUGAUGACUGCCGCCGUCACUGGGGCAAUAAAAUUAGUGAUUUAAUGAUUUGUGCUGGAGCCAGUGGAGUCUCUUCCUGCAUGGGUGAUUCUGGUGGCCCUCUGGUGUGUGAGAAGAAUAAUGCUUGGACUUUGGUAGGUAUUGUAUCUUGGGGCAGUGGCAUGUGUAACACCUCCAUACCUGCAGUCUAUGCCCGUGUCACUGCUCUCCGUUCCUGGAUGGAUGGAAUCAUUGCAGCUAACUAAAAAUACAACAUUAAUAAAUAUGUUUUUUUA